This is a messenger RNA of Mizuhopecten yessoensis (Yesso scallop), 1996 nucleotides long. RefSeq lists its product as uncharacterized. Bases 102 to 1376 code for a protein of 424 amino acids. The transcript has 2 exons. The record is from RefSeq and is a predicted model, not a curated record. NCBI's taxonomy places the organism in Eukaryota, Metazoa, Mollusca, Bivalvia, Pectinida, Pectinidae.
UAAAUAGAUGCCAAACAAAUAACUUGUCGGAGCCAUUUUCCUUGUAGGAGAUCCGUGGGACUGUCGUUAUCUCGCAGAGCAUUUGGAAAAAUACACAGAGUAUGGCUACAACCGAAACCAAGCAACAAAAUGAAAUCUUUGAUGAAGCACUUGGAUUCAUACGAAAAUAUCCCAUGAAGUUGUUUGAGGAAGUCGAAAGAACAGUGCAGGGAUUAGAUAUUUCAUUAGUCAAUCUAAAAAAGGAUUCAAAAACAGCAUAUUCAGCUCUUCCCGAAACUGUGAGUUUGGCACGAGUAUUUGGUUUGCCUAAUAUUAGUGCUAAAAUUGCCGAAUCUCUUCUUGUUGUGUUUCGACACGUUGGGAAAACUUACUCUGCUACAGAGGCAUCGGCACAUCAGAGUUCAAUUCCGAACGACAUCCGCGAAACGGCCACUGGCGUACUGUCUAAACUGCAAGAAUCCGUACGCACUUUAGUGACACUCAGUGAAAUUAAUCCUGAUCCAAAGACAAUAUCAACUGCUUGUUCCGAAGUUCCACUUACUGGCAACGGCAGUGAGGUUUUCAUCGAACUGAAGUCUGCAAUCAAGCGGUUGAUAGAACAAGAAGACACUGGAGCAUGCGAAGCUACUGAAGUGCGAUUCAAAGGCAUAGUUGAUUGCCAUGAUUUGUACUACACUCUUGACAGUUUGUGGGAAUUCGUUUUGCAUUACAUUGUUAUUCUUUGCAUUGCACAGGGUAAAUCACAGAGUACUGCGGAAGGAUAUUUUGAAGUCAUUGAAGGUCAACGUUUGGAUAGGGAAUCUCAAUCAAAGAUUCUCUUCAAACCAGAAGCUGAAUUUGCCGGUGUCGCUGCUGUGUUCAGCAACGGCAACUGGCCAAUGCUUAAAAAGUACACCGAAAGGAGUCUUUCGUUUCAACUUGAAUACUUCAAAAGCUUAAACGGGAGAAAGGUGAAACUAGUCUCCUGUGGAAAUACAAAUGAAACGUUUGCUAUGUUUCGACAUCCGCCAGAAAAAACCUUACCAUUUACACAGAAGAGGUACGUACGAGUAUCGAAGGAAAAUCACACAAUCUUUUACCUAGACUUGAUAGAGGAAACUUACUUUGUGAUUCGCUUGGACGCCCACAGAGUGUUGACAUUAAAAGUCAAUCGGAAAGGGUAUCUUGUCACUGAAAAACCUGGCAAAUAUGACAAAACUGCUGAAAAAGGUCAGUUUAACCUGGUGCGUUUGAAAAAGGACAUCGUUAUGAUUUCAUGCAGGCAUUAUCCCACAUGCUUCGUCACAAUGAAAUGUGCUGAAGAAGACGCAUGCCUUGAAACAAAGAACAUCGGAGCUGGUAAUAACAGUCAGUGGAAAUUGACAGUGCUAGAUUAAGGCAACGCAAAAAAGCAACGAAAUACAUAUGUUUCUCCGUAUCGAAUUCUAAUACCAUUUAACACUAGGGAUAUUUGUUUUUAAUUUCACAUUAUGCUUUGUGAGUUCAUUGUCAAAUUGUGACGUUUUAUGCUUGUGCACUUAUUGGAAAUGUUAAAUCGUGUGUCUGUAAAGAGAAAGGGUUUAGCGUGUAAUCCAUAUUCUCAAAACCUCUAUUUAGAAACCACCUGAGAUAAAAGAAUACUUCAAAAGGUCUAUUUAUUUUCAUGUUUACCACUUGCAAUGAGUGACCACUCAGUGGACUUUCAAAAUGUGGUCUUUUCAUUUAGCUUUGACUAUAUAUAACGAAUAUCAGAUGGCUUCCCGUUGAUUUCAUAUAUAACCCGCGUAUGGGAGAAUACCGAUAAUUUUCACGAGUGCGAGUCAUUUUAGAAAAUGAAACUUACCGUUCUGAUUGGCCAAUAGAAUAUAGGACCAUUUAUCAUCAAAUGUGAAGACAUUUAACAUAAUGUAUAUUUUCACUAUCGCUAAUAUAUUCAUUUUUACUUAAUUUCUGAUGUUUCACCCUAUCAUAUAUAAAUAGUUUUGAAAAGCUUGAUGUAUUGUUACUAUGGACUCCU